This is a messenger RNA of Blumeria graminis f. sp. triticale, 597 nucleotides long. Lineage: Eukaryota; Fungi; Ascomycota; Leotiomycetes; Helotiales; Erysiphaceae. The record is from the annotation of a GenBank genome assembly.
AUGGAGAAGCCAGAUCUCGAAAUCGCCAAUGUCAUCCUCCAGCUCACCGAGGGCGCGCCGCGCGACCAGGAGCUGGCCCUGCAGCGCUACUUCUUGCCCGAUGCCGGCCUCAUCCACCCCUUGUGCCGCGUGCCGCGCUUCCGCGACCUGCCGCUGCCGCUGCUCGGGCUCGUCGACUCGCGCUGGGUCAUCGGCAUGAUCUAUCGCUGGUACAAAAUUCUGUCGCCGCGCGUCUCACUGCAGGUGCAGCGGGUUGUCUACGAUGACAAGGCUGCCCACCUCUACUGCGAGGUGCAGCAAAUCUUCUCGCCCGUCUUCCUCCCUUUCUACCACGCCAGCUCGCACCUCACCGUCAAGCUACAGCUCCAACGAGACGGCCCCGCCGGCAAAUACUACAUAGUGACGCAGGAGGAUCUCUAUCAGUCGACGGAGUUGGUGCGCUUCUUUGGGCCCGGUUACUCCACGCUCGUCUUCUUCCUGCAACUACUCGUCUCGUACGCCUGUGUUGUGGGAGCUCUGCUUCUGGCGCCCAUCACUUGGCUGGAGCAAAUGACGGCAGAGAAAUCGCAGCAGGUCAACGGCGUCAAAAUGCCGUGA